This is a messenger RNA of Gastrolobium bilobum, 378 nucleotides long. RefSeq lists its product as uncharacterized. The transcript has a single exon. Lineage: Eukaryota; Viridiplantae; Streptophyta; Magnoliopsida; Fabales; Fabaceae. The record is from RefSeq and is a predicted model, not a curated record. Bases 1 to 378 code for a protein of 125 amino acids.
AUGAAACGCUCCGUUCCAAAGGCGUUUAGGGGCUCGAUAGUUGAGACUAUUGAUACCAAGAAGUUUCUGAAGGAACUCGAGAAAUACUUUACUCGAAAUGAAAAGGCCAAAAUUGGUCACACCUUGUCCAAACUCAUUAAUAUGAGGUCUGGAGGAAAAAGGAACAUAAGGGAAUAUAUUAUAGAGAUGUCUAAUCUCGCUAGAAAACUCAAGGGACUAAUGUUAGAGUUAUUUGAUGAUUUGCUCGUGCACUUGGUUUUUAUUUCUCUUUUUGCACAAUAUGGUCAGUUUGUAGUGAGUUACAAUACCCAAAAGGAUAAAUGGACUCUUAAUGAGCUCGUUGCUCGUUGUGUGCAAGAGGAAGAAAGGCUUCAAUGA